Messenger RNA from Calliphora vicina (urban bluebottle blowfly), 2056 nucleotides. RefSeq names its product E3 ubiquitin-protein ligase sina. Gene Ontology annotation, cellular component: cytoplasm. Gene Ontology annotation, biological process: multicellular organism development; proteasome-mediated ubiquitin-dependent protein catabolic process. The record is from RefSeq and is a predicted model, not a curated record. Bases 954 to 1853 code for a protein of 299 amino acids. Gene Ontology annotation, molecular function: ubiquitin protein ligase activity; ubiquitin conjugating enzyme binding; zinc ion binding. The transcript has 2 exons. Lineage: Eukaryota; Metazoa; Arthropoda; Insecta; Diptera; Calliphoridae.
UUCGACUAAAAAUUUUUUUUUGUAGAUAAAAGUCAAGAAAAAACUAAAAUUUCUUAGAAAAAAACCAAUAAUUAAACAUAAAUCCUUAAAAAUAUGGUAAAACAGUGUUAAAUAUAUAAAAUAAAUAAUAGUAACUGUGUAAAAUAUAUAAAGAAUAGAUAUUUUAAAACAAUUAUAAUUAUGAAAACAGCCUGUAACCAGCAACGUUAACACGAUUAACUACGACAACCAUUACAAAUACGACGAAAAUAGAAAUAUACAAAAAAUAAAAAAGCAGCAGCUUAAACUUUUUAAAGGGAAAAAUUUAAUAAAAUGUUUAAAUUAAAAAUUUGUAUUUUUCUGUUUAAUAUAUUGCAAAUGUAGAGAAUUAAACUAAAGUAAAAUUUAAUAAAAUUGGUAUUUUAAAUUAUUAAUUAAGUUAUUAAGAACAUUUUGCUACUUUUAUUUUUAAAGCAGCGACGUUGGCGUUGUAUACUUAAAGUGAAAACAACAACAACAUAAUACCACCACCAUAAAUAAAUAAAAAAAAACAAUACAACAGCAACAACAAUUUGGUCAUAUGAAACGUCAGCGUAAAACAGAUGAUGCUGCUCUAGUAUAAAAAGAAAAUUCGUUGUCUCGAACGUGUUUAUUUGAAUAGUGUAUUACAACACCAUUUAAAUGUAAAAGCACAAUAAGACAUUACAAACAAUUAGUUAACAAGAGUUUCGUUUCACGUUUUUAAUUUUCUACGUCACCACCAACACAACAUCUACCACAACAUUACAACAACAGCAACAAUAAUAAUAAUAUUAACACGGUUUUAAAAAAAACUGCCAAUAAUAACUAACGGAGAGUCCAUUAAAAGAGAACCAGCCGAACGAGUAAGUUUUACACACACACAUAAUUUAGAAAAGAAAAUUGAAGAAAACAAGAGACAGACUGCUAAAACAACAAAAAAGUACCAAAGCCCAAUGUCUAAUAAAAUAAAUCCUAAACGACGUGAAACACCAACUGGUACGGCUACAGGCAACACAAGUACUAGCAACACCUCAGCCAAUACAUCAUCAUCGUCUAGCUCAUCGCUAUCGUCCGCCGGUGGCGGUGAUGUCGGUAUGUCGACCGAUCUAACAUCAUUAUUUGAAUGCCCGGUGUGCUUUGACUAUGUUCUGCCACCCAUACUGCAAUGCUCCAGCGGUCACUUGGUGUGUGUAUCAUGCCGUUCCAAGCUCACCUGCUGUCCCACAUGUCGCGGCCCCCUGGCCAAUAUACGCAAUUUGGCCAUGGAGAAGGUGGCCUCGAAUGUGAAAUUCCCCUGCAAACAUUCGGGCUAUGGCUGUACCGCCUCAUUGCUUUACACGGAGAAAACCGAACAUGAAGAGACCUGCGAAUGUCGACCCUAUUUGUGCCCUUGUCCAGGUGCCUCCUGCAAAUGGCAGGGACCUCUCGAUCUAGUCAUGCAACAUCUAAUGAUGUCACACAAGAGCAUUACCACACUACAAGGAGAGGAUAUAGUAUUCUUAGCCACAGACAUUAAUUUACCCGGCGCCGUUGACUGGGUCAUGAUGCAGUCCUGUUUUGGCCAUCAUUUCAUGUUGGUUCUAGAGAAACAGGAGAAAUACGAUGGCCAUCAGCAAUUCUUUGCCAUUGUACAGCUUAUAGGGUCCCGCAAGGAGGCCGAGAAUUUCGUUUAUCGUUUGGAACUGAAUGGCAAUCGUAGACGUCUAACCUGGGAAGCUAUGCCACGUUCCAUACAUGAGGGUGUAGCCUCGGCCAUACACAAUUCCGACUGUCUGGUCUUUGACACCUCGAUUGCUCAACUCUUUGCCGACAAUGGUAAUCUGGGCAUCAAUGUUACCAUUUCAAUUGUAUAAUAACAAUAUUAAGUGAUUGUGGAAGAAUUUAAUUUAAUAAAUCAUCCAAAAAACAAAAUUGGAGAGAGAUAAAUGAGAAGUAUAUAUAUAUAUAAUUAAAUAUAAAUAUUUAAAUUUCAUGCUUGGCUCAUGGAUAAAGACACAACCAUAUACUACAUAAAUACAUAAUAUGUGCAGCAAAUAUCCAUACAUGAGUUUAUGAA